CCUUGUUAUUUUCAUUCUCCUGGAUGUGCGUCUCGCCAGGACAUCAUUUAGAACGUUCGGCGAUAAAAUAAUCUCAUUAACAACGGAACAAAAAUACUUUCUGAAUAUAUACACCAUAUCGAAAUACAUGCAUUAGAGUUAACGAUGCAUUAAGACGAUUCAGAUUUGGGGCGUCUUUUUUUUUUUCUGCGCACAAAGCGAUGUGGAGCAAAUAAGGAUCCUGAUACGCUGGAACUAGAGAGUGUAGAGAAUGGGCUGUGUACAAUGUAAGGACAAGGAAGCAGCGAAACUCACGGACGAGCGGGACACGAGUAUCACGCAGAGCUCAGGAUACCGCUAUGGGGCCGACCCCACGCCGCAGCACUACCCCAGCUUCGGGGUCACCGCCAUCCCCAAUUACAACAACUUCCACGCUCCCGUCGGACAGGGGAUAACCGUCUUCGGAGGGGUCAACUCAUCCUCCCAGUCUGGGACCCUGCGCUCCCGCGGGGGGACAGGAGUCACACUGUUUGUGGCACUUUAUGACUACGAGGCCAGGACCGAGGACGACCUCAGCUUCAGGAAAGGAGAGAAGUUUCAAAUUCUCAACAGCACGGAAGGUGACUGGUGGGAAGCUCGCUCUCUCACCACCUGUGGAACCGGUUACAUCCCCAGCAACUAUGUUGCUCCAGUGGACUCCAUCCAGGCUGAGGAUUGGUACUUUGGAAAACUGGGCCGGAAGGAUGCGGAAAGACAGCUUCUAUCCAAUGGCAACCCACGGGGAACAUUUCUCAUCCGCGAGAGCGAAACCACCAAAGGGGCUUUCUCCUUAUCCAUACGAGACUGGGAUGACAUCAAAGGGGACCAUGUGAAACAUUAUAAGAUUCGUAAGCUGGACAGCGGAGGAUACUAUAUAACCACCAGAGCACAGUUUGAGACACUUCAGCAGCUGGUGCGGCAUUACUCAGAACGUGCCGCAGGACUCUGCUGCCGAUUGGUGGUGCCCUGCCACAAGUGGAUGCCCCGCCUCGCCGACCUGUCUGUCAAAACCAAAGAUGUGUGGGAGAUCCCGCGGGAGUCAUUGCAGCUCAUUAAACGCUUGGGCAACGGCCAGUUUGGGGAGGUCUGGAUGGGUACAUGGAACGGCACUACGAAGGUGGCCGUGAAAACCUUAAAACCUGGAACCAUGUCCCCCGAGUCCUUCUUGGAGGAGGCGCAGAUCAUGAAGAAGCUGCGGCACGACAAGCUGGUACAGCUGUAUGCCGUGGUAUCGGAGGAGCCCAUCUACAUCGUCACUGAGUACAUGAGCAAAGGGAGUCUGCUUGAUUUCCUGAAAGACGGAGAGGGCCGAGGACUGAAGUUGCCCAAUCUGGUUGACAUGGCUGCUCAGGUGGCUUCAGGUAUGGCCUACAUUGAAAGGAUGAACUACAUACACAGAGACCUGCGGUCAGCUAACAUCCUCGUAGGUGACAACCUCGUGUGUAAGAUCGCCGACUUCGGGCUGGCUCGGCUAAUUGAGGACAACGAAUAUACCGCACGGCAAGGUGCCAAAUUCCCCAUCAAGUGGACCGCCCCAGAGGCUGCGCUCUAUGGAAAGUUCACGAUCAAGUCAGACGUGUGGUCCUUCGGAAUCCUCCUUACGGAACUGGUGACCAAGGGUCGAGUGCCCUAUCCGGGGAUGAACAACCGGGAGGUGCUGGAGCAGGUGGAGCGGGGCUACCGCAUGCCUUGCCCUCAGGACUGCCCCAGUUCGCUGCACGAGCUCAUGCUGCAGUGCUGGAAGAAGGACCCCGAGGAACGGCCCACCUUUGAGUACCUGCAGGCCUUCUUGGAGGACUACUUCACUGCUACCGAGCCGCAGUACCAGCCAGGGGACAAUCUGUAAGAGCAACCAUGAGAGGGAGCUGCUGUACUUCCCCCAGUGCCACCAGAAGAUGACUUGCAGGGAACAUGUUGUCAAGGUAGAAGGCGCACCGGUCCGAAGAAAUCAUUCAGCUUCCAGCUUUCUGCAACUCGUUGACGUGCACCCCCGGCACCUGACAUGAGUUUAAACGGGGCAACGAACUCGAAGGCGAAAUGAAAGUGUUGCGAAAAGCGCAGUGCAGUCAAACGUGACAAUGUGACAGUGAAAUGCCUGUAUUUAGUGUAAAUACGAUUUGCUUGUUUACUUAUCUGCUGUUUUGUGUUUUUAAUUUUGCCUGUUUUUUUAAUACUGAGUUUUUGUCCAAGACAGUAAUACCGAAUACAAAAAAAUGUUGAGAGUAAAUAUUAAAAACAUGCAACACAAUAUUCUGAAAUUCUUCCCAGAGUGUUAA
Scleropages formosus (Asian bonytongue) is the source of this 2294-nucleotide messenger RNA. Its product is annotated as tyrosine-protein kinase Fyn-like. Gene Ontology annotation, molecular function: protein binding; ATP binding; protein tyrosine kinase activity. The record is from RefSeq and is a predicted model, not a curated record. Gene Ontology annotation, biological process: protein phosphorylation. NCBI's taxonomy places the organism in Eukaryota, Metazoa, Chordata, Actinopteri, Osteoglossiformes, Osteoglossidae. Bases 251 to 1864 code for a protein of 537 amino acids. The transcript is spliced from 13 exons.